AUGGACACGUGGGUUGAUCGGAGGAAGGGCGCCCUGACUUAUAGGGUCACGCAGAUAGUGUCCGGACAUGGGUGUUUCGGACACUAUCUGCAUAAAAUACAGAGGGAACCGCGGCCUCAGUGCCAUGAAUGCGGUGCGGCGGACGACACGGCCCAACACACUCUGGAAGAGUGCACUCUUUGGGCCGUGGAAAGAGCUACCCUCAGGGCAGAGACGGGAGCGGCGGACCUCUCGCUACGCGGCGUAGUAGAGACUAUGCUGGGUAGCGUGAGAAAAUGGAAGGCGGUGGCCUCCUUCUGCGAAGAAGUCAUGUCGCGGAAGGACGAAGCAGAGAGAGAGCUCUCGCUCUCUCUCUGCGGCAGCUGUUGA
Molecule: messenger RNA, 369 nt
Organism: Leguminivora glycinivorella
Lineage: Eukaryota; Metazoa; Arthropoda; Insecta; Lepidoptera; Tortricidae
Exons: 1
Coding region: 1-369 (122 amino acids)
Source: RefSeq, a predicted model, not a curated record